UGAUUGAAAUAUUGCAAAACUAAAUACGAACACAUUGUUAUUGUACGGAAGUUAUUGUAAAGAAUAAUAAAAAAACGCUUAUCUAAAGAAAAUUUAUUAAUUUGUUUUAAACGAAUUUAAAUUGUGGAUAUUGGAUAUAUACAACAGCAGACUUUCCCAAGCAAUAUUGAAAUCAUCUUGUUUUGGUUCAAAUAUAAAUCAGUUGUAAUAACGUUUCGUGAAAAUUAUAAUAAUAAUAUCAAACAAAAUGUCUGGAGCCAAUGUAAUGAGAUCGCUACCAAGCGCUUUCUGCUAUUCCCCUAAUCCUACCAAUUUAUACAAGUUCAUUCUGGGUAAAGUUGGUCGGGACGAAAUCGAUAAUAAUACCUAUAGUGAUCAAUUGCAAGCGGUGUGCAAACCACGUUAUGUCAUGAGCGAGAUAUACCACAGAGAAGAUGAACGUCUGAAGACAUUCGACAGUUGGCCAUUGGAGUGGAUGGACAAGACGCAAUUGGCCAUGACGGGCAUGUUUUAUUUGGGCGAAAGUGAUAAGACAAAGUGUUAUUUUUGUGAAGUUGAAAUCGGUCGCUGGGAGCGUGAGGAUCAACCUGUACCUGAACAUCUGCGCUGGUCGCCAAAUUGUCCUCUACUGAGGCGUCGUACCACCAACAAUGUACCCAUAAAUUGUGAGGCCUUGGAACGUCUGUUGCCGCCACCCAGUUAUGAUAUUUGCGGUCAAAAUGAACAUAUAGAAAUAAGACGUAAUGCAUUUCCCGAAGGCACAAUACCUGCUGCAGACAUACCGCCCGCCUCACCGGCCAUGGCCAGCAGUAGUGGCAGCAGCACAUUUUAUCCCGAAUAUCCGGAAUACGCCAUUGAAACGGCCCGUUUGCGUACCUAUGCCGAAUGGCCUAGAAAUAUGAAACAGAAACCCGCUCAACUAGCCGAGGCUGGCUUCUUUUAUACUGGAGUGGGCGAUCGUGUCAAGUGUUUCAGCUGUGGUGGCGGUCUUAAAGAUUGGGAUGAGAAUGAUGAACCCUGGGAGCAACAUGCCCUAUGGAUGGGCAAGUGUCGUUAUGUAAAAUUGAUGAAGGGUGAAACUUAUAUUGAAACUAUUGUAAAUAGAUUUAAAAAAUCCACUUCCAACACCCCUGAAGAGGGGGAGUUGCAAAAUGUUGUGGCUGCCACCAACACACUACCAGCAGCAGCCUCAGUUGUAACCGUCAACACUGUAACUGGCCCAAAAGAAAGCGAACAGCAACAGGCCAGUGGCGCCACCGCACAAACAUUGGCAGCCACCAGCUGCAAUGGAGCAGAACAAAACAAAAAGUCUUGCUCCUCUGUCAUACCCGAGGAGAAAUUGUGCAAAAUUUGUUAUGCCAACGAAUACAACACGGCGUUUUUACCCUGUGGUCAUGUGGUGGCCUGUGCCAAGUGUGCUUCGUCCGUGACCAAGUGUCCCCUGUGUCGAAAAGCUUUUGCCGAUGUUAUGCGUGUAUAUUUUUCAUAAAUUAUUAUAAUAAUAGUUAUUAUAUAUAUAGCUAUAAAGCUAACCAUAAUAAUGAAAGCAAACAAAAAUUUACUUUACAUCCUCCACAAAUUUUCCUCUCACUACUACUACUACUACGCCAUAGUUUUACAAAUGUACAUAAUUCUCUAAUAAUAAUUUCCCGCAUCAUCCAACAUGUUUUAACAAAACGGGUUUAACGGCCAGUUGGGAUUUGUUUCAAUCCGAACAAUGAGUCUCAACUGGCCGUUGAAUUUAGAAAAACAAAAAAAACAAAUUUUAUUUUCUUUGUUAAAAACUAAUUUAAAUUUCUCAUAUGUUAAAUUAAGCAGCAGUAUCUUAGUUUUCAUAAUAAUUAAUAAAAAAUGUAAAACAAAAGAUCUCAAAAACUUACGUUUCCAAAAUUGUUUGACCAAAUGUAUAAGCAAACAAUUUAAUUUUUAAACAAAAACUUCAAAAUAUACAAAAAAAAAAAAAUUAAAAACAAAAUCUAAAAAUCCAAAAACAUACUUUUUUUUCUUUUAUAUCCCUAAACAUAAAAUAAAUAUACAUUUUAGUAAUAAAAACUAUCUGUAAUAAUAAUAAUAGUAAUACAAAACAAAAAAAAAACAAUCCAUUAUAAAAAAGGAAAAAGAGAAACUAUUUUUUCUAAAAAUCUCUAUUUUAAGAUAAGUCUGCAUCAUAAAAUUAAUAAUGUGCGUGAAGAGUGUUGUAGUAAUGUCUGAUUGUGGCUGAUUGCCAGCUAAAUACAUAUUGUGUGUGAAUGUUAAAUUAUGUAUAAAUUGUAUAUGAUAAAAACCAAAUCAGCACAGUUAAAAUCAUUUAUUCAAACCUUUUCAAAUUUCUAACAAUUUUUUUUCUUUUCUAAAAACCACAAAUAAACUGAAUUAAAUCUUAUAUUUUUUGUUUGUUUUUUAAUAAUUGGAUAACUUAACUUUAUUGUUUUCUUUUUAUAAUUUUAAUAAUUAACUUUAUUUUGAUUUGGCAUUAACAGAAAAAAAAUGAAACCCUUACAUAUGAAUUAAAAAAUCGUAAUGCAAAACAAGUAUUUAUAAAAUUUCAUUGCAAGAAAAACAAAAUACAUAUUUUUGAAAAAUAAUUGAAAUAAAAUGUUUUACAAAAUUCAAA
Messenger RNA from Calliphora vicina (urban bluebottle blowfly), 2614 nucleotides. It is a transcript of the gene Diap1, whose product is annotated as Death-associated inhibitor of apoptosis 1. Bases 248 to 1489 code for a protein of 413 amino acids. Gene Ontology annotation, molecular function: ubiquitin protein ligase activity; cysteine-type endopeptidase inhibitor activity involved in apoptotic process. Gene Ontology annotation, biological process: regulation of cell cycle; negative regulation of apoptotic process; positive regulation of protein ubiquitination. The transcript has 2 exons. NCBI's taxonomy places the organism in Eukaryota, Metazoa, Arthropoda, Insecta, Diptera, Calliphoridae. Gene Ontology annotation, cellular component: nucleus; cytoplasm. The record is from RefSeq and is a predicted model, not a curated record.